AUAGAGCGCGCGAAAAAUUUUGUAUAAAAGCCGGUGGUUCGACGAUGAGUGGAUUAGUUCGAGUUUUUGCUUAGUGCAGUGUAAGUGUAUACUGUGUCGAAGUAUUGCAUAGUGCGCUUGGCCUGUUCACUGAAAAAUUGGUUUAGAUUGAUUUUUAGUGGUGUUUAAAUAUAUUUAUUUCAAUAUCCAAUGCAAGUUUAUUUGAACCAUAUCAACUAUAAACAAAUACGACGAUUCGGGACUAGAAGCAAUAUUGGAUUACAAAACAAAAAAUGUUACCAAGUAUAUGUGGAUAAUAAAAAUAAGUACUUAAAGAACGCUACAAAUGCAAUCCAUUGAAAGUGACGGACAUUUUUUCACAAAAAGUUAACAAAAAUCUUUUAAUUUGUGUAUAAAAAGUGCAAAAAGUACAAAGCCCAUUGGCCGGAAAAAAGACUCUGCAAUAAAUAGCAAAACGAAAUAGAAAAACAAGUGAAAUUAACACACUCACAAAAAUGCAGCAAAAGUUUUAAAAAUUUUAAGUGCAAAUAACCACAAAAGGAACAGCAGUUACACGUGAGGGAGUUGAAACUGACGAAGUGCUGCUGCGAGAUAAAUAAUACGGAACAUUGUGCUACAACAAUUCUCGCGUCCAUCAUACAAAAAAAAACUAACGCCCGACAUUACACUGUCGCAAAAUUUUAAAAUCUUUUAAUUGAACACAAUAUCUAAGAAAACUACAAAAUGAUGUGGGACACAAUUGCCGAAGAAACCAACGGAGAAAUGGCUAUGGAAUUUGCAAGCUGUCAAAUGCCACACGACUUGAAUACAGUCGCAGCCGCUGCCAGCAGUAAUGGAGCUACACGUCAACGCCAGCCACGGAAUAUUUUGGGCAGCCCGAUUAAUGAUAUGGUAGUCGACCAUCAACUGUCAUUUUAUGGCGAUGAGGAAAAUGUUGAAGAACCAGAUCAGCGUUCGAACGUUUUCGAUUUGCCACAACAGAUGGGUUUGCUGUCGCCUGAAGGAUCGCCUUGUCGUUUCCAAAUAUUACAACAACAAAGCGUACCGAAAUAUAACCAAGGAGGUAACUGUCAAAAUGGUGGCCGUCAACGCCAGUCAUUCGCAAAUCGCCUACAGAAGCUACAACAUAACAAUGCCGCCAAUGGUAGUACUCGCACACCAACACCACCGAAAAGUUUGCGCAUUUUCCACAGCUUGUCAUCUGGUUCGAUGGGGUCUUCGUCCAUGGAAGAAGAUUACAUGGAUCUCUUUGAAAUGGAAUCACUUGGGAAUUCAAUGAUGCCAUCAAAUAACAUGCCAAAAAUCCCCAGCGAUCUAGAUUCGUUGUUUGUCGGACAAAUCAAAAAUAUAUUAUCACCUGCCCACCGUACAGUCGAACAGCCACAGUUGUUUGAGCAAUUGAGAACACCUGAGAUGCGCCGUCCACCUGUGCGCCGUUGCUUAAGCAUGACUGACAAUUGCCUACCCAAGACACCAGAGACGCUGCUUAAACAAGUGCAAGAAAUUGCUACCAGUCCUUAUGGCGUUAAGCUGUUGACAACGGAACGCAACCAGAGUGCCAUCAGCGGUUGUUUCAAACGUCCCGAUCCACCAUCGAAGACUAACUCCCCGGUACUUAUUAAGCGUUACCGCAUUGAAGCCGAAAAGGAGAAUCUCGACGACUCUCUAACAAUGUCACUACCAGCACUGCCAGCGCCUCAACCCAAACUCAGCCAUCCACCACCAUUGCGCAAGAGUAUGUCGAUGAAUGAUGCCGAAAUCAUGUCGGCGCUUGCACGCUCGGAGAACAAGGACGAGCCAGAUCUCAUCGGCGAUUUCAGCAAACCCUAUGUACUGCCACUAAUGGAUGGUCGUCAUCGCGAUUUGAAAUCAAUCUCCUGCGACACAAUGGCACGUCUGGUACGCGGCGAAUUCAGCAAUGUUGUUGCCAACUAUCGCAUCAUCGAUUGUCGUUAUCCAUACGAAUUCGAGGGUGGUCACAUACGCGGCGCUCAAAAUCUGUACACGCACGAGCAGAUACUCGAGGAGUUCCUCACACAACAAAAGACUGAAAUGGAACAGCUUAAAGCAACCAAUGAUCAUCGUCGCAAUAUCAUUAUAUUCCAUUGCGAAUUCUCAUCAGAGCGUGGCCCGAAAUUGUCACGCUUCUUGCGCAGCACCGAUCGUGAACGCAAUACCAAUUGCUACCCGUCACUCGACUACCCCGAGAUCUACCUGCUACACAACGGCUACAAAGAAUUCUACGAACAUCAUUCCGAGCUGUGCGACCCGACUGCCUACCGCCCCAUGUUGGAGCCAGCGUACAACAGCGCAUAUCGUCAUUUCCGCUCCAAGACAAAGUCCUGGAACGGUGACAGCGGUUUGGGCGGUGCUACAGGACGCCUAAAGAAAUCGCGCUCACGGCUAAUGCUGUAAGGCGAUGUGUGCAAGCAGCGACAGCAGCAGUGCAACAAAUGAGUCAAAUCACAAUACGCUUGUUUAACCAACGCCGCAGCUUCAGUUAGUAUGAAAAAAAUAUACAAUUUUUAUACAGUAGCUGAGCGGCAGGCGGGCGCGCAUGCGGUCGACGUUACAUAAAACGUCGCUAGAACGUCAGCAGCAACUAAUAAGACUGCGAAUUUGACAAGGAGUGCGAUUGGAGGGAGUACAAAUUCACGAUUGCAGUACAAAUUCAAACGCCAGCUUUAACUAACGCUAAACUACAAAAACAAAAGAAAAAAUAUUCACUCAAAACAGUUCCAACACCAACUUUUAACAGUUGGGCUCCCAACGCCACCACCCAGCAGAGUUUUGGGACAGGCACACACACACUCGCACUCAUACUACACAAACACACAUGUAUAUAUACACAUGCAUUAGCAAAAUCACAACGCACAAACACACCACUUUCAUCAAAUUUACAUUCAAUUUGUUUUUGUUGAAUUUUUUAUUCGAUGUUUUAUAUCCAAUUUGGAUUUUAUUUUAUAGAAACGUUUUAAGUGUAUGUAUGUACUACAAAAACACAAAAAAGCAAAAAAAAAAACAAAGCAAAACAUAAUUUGUAAGCUCGUUUAUGCAUAGACUGCAUGCGAGUGCUUAUGCAUGUGUGUGUGUGCGUGUGUAUGUAUGCGCGUACACUAUUGUACAUAUAUACAUAAGUAAGUGCAAGAAAGGACACUUUCAAGGCUACUAAGUCACUGGGGAUCGAGUCAAUGCCAUGUACCGCUGUGUGAGCGCCUGUGUUAGCGCCUCCAUGUAAAUAAUGUGUAUGUAUGUAUUUAUAUGUAUGAGUUAAGCAUAACGCAACGUUUGUAAAAAAUGCUUAAAAUAUUUAAUUUAUUUGCUAUGAAUAGCUUUAGUUAGCUUAAUUUAAUUUGUCUAGUUGUUAUAUAUGUAUGUGGAGAGGCGCUAGCAAACACAGCGCGCGCACACGCACACACAAACGUACGCCGCAUAACCCACCCAUUGUAAAUUAUAAUAAUAAAUUUUUGUAUGCACAAAAGCACCCUUAAUUUAUUUAGUUACAAAAGUAUAAAGUAAAAUACAAAUGUAAUAUAUUUUCUUAGUGAAAUUCAUGCGUAAAUAAUUCAUAGUAUAUAUGUAUGUUUAUUAUAGGAUUUGCUAUGCUAAGCAAUCACAAAAACAAAAGCAAAAACAAUCGAAAUUUGUGCAUUAUUAUGUAUAAUUUGUAUGUGUACAGCAAAAGCAAUUUAGAAAUUUGAAAAAAAAAAAAACAAAAAAAUGAAAAUGAAGCAGAAACGAUGUAAAGAUAUUUAUUUGUACAUGCAAAUAAUUUGUUUAUAAAUUGAUUUUCUUUAUGUUUAUUUUCGGUUCACAUUCGUUUCGACUUUCGAUCUUAAUUAACGCAUACAUACAUAUAAUACAUGUAAGAAAUAUUCACAAUAUAACAGUUUCAUAACCAUGUAUAUAUAUAUACAAAGCACACAUACAUAUGUUCAUAUGUACACUGAUGUACGCACAGAAACGCACGCAACCAACAAGCACUAGCAUCUGGGCAAACACGCAGACACACACUACUUGUGUUCCCGCUGCAGUCAAACAAAUUCAACGUAAAGUUAAAAACAAUUACGCUUAUUUUAUGUUAUAAGAACCCCUUUUUUAUUUUUUUAAAGCAAAGCUUUCUUUUUCAUAUAAACAACACGAAAAAAAUGCAAAAAAAAAUUAUAAAUAAUGAAAACAAAAAUGAAAAAUGCAAUACAAAAAUAAUAUGUAAAAAAGGAAAUAUAUGAGAAAAAUUUAUCAACCAAAACUACAUGGCUUUAAUUACAACCAAAAAAAGAACUCAGCAAGAAAUUUAAUUUACUUUGUCGUUCCACUUUGUGCGGCGCGUGAAAGCGUGCAAGCAACAAAUUGUUGCAUACACUUUGGGGGCUUGAAAUAAGCGUGAUUGUUGUGUCUUGACGACUUCCUCUAAGAAGUAAGCAAACCUCCACACACUAAACCAAUUGUAUCAAGUAGCCAGCGCAAAAUCAAAGGGUUCCAAGUGUCUGUUAUGAGUGUUCAUGUAAUUGCAGACCGAACAAAAUAAAUUCUUCUGUAUAUUUCAUAAAAGUUUGUCUUUUAAUUUUUGAAAAUGUCGAACAAAACUCUUAGUUUUAAUGCAAAUGUUUGUUAUUUUUGUUACCUACAUAUUAAUUUUAUUUAAUUUUUUAGUUUCUUUUGUAAACUUAUUGUAAUUUUGUUUGAACGCACUUUCACGAGGCAUUUGUAAAUUCAUGUGUAUACAGCACGCACACAUACACACAUAUGUUUAUGUAUAUGUAUAUCCCUUUGAAUUGUUUUAGCGUUGACUUAAAUUUUUAACUGUGAUUAUAUUUUAAAUGUUAUUAGUUUCUUUUAUUUUGUUUUCUGUUUUCUUAUGCCAAUGUACGCGUCUGUAUGUAUGUAUAUUUUUAUGACUGCGCAUUUUAAUUAAAGAAAAGGCAAAAAUAUAUUUAAUGCAUAACGUAAUUGUUUACUAAAUUUCACAAAACCUCUAAUUUAGUGUUCGAAAUUCCUUAGUGUGUUCAUAGUUUUAAUAAAAUAUUAUUAAACGAACGUAAAUUCUUAACUUAAGCAAUUUUUGUAUGCUUGAUGCAAGUGAAAUGAGAAUGGAAAUUUAAUACAAAUACAAAAAAAAAAGAUUUUGGAAUAUGAAAUGUUUUUAAUUCAGUAAAGUGGUGAGUAAAAUAAAAAUUUUCUUAAAAAUGGCUGUUUAUGAGUACAGGCAAAGCAGCUGAAUUUAGGAAAAAAUUAUAAUCCGUCGUAUGGUGGUCAGAUUUACCCGAAGCAACGUGGAGCAUACUUAGAAUCGAUCGUACGAUGGUCAGAUUGACCCGGUGCAAUCCGGUCAAGAAGAAUCACAUCAGCAAACUUGUCAAUUUACUUUUCCACCAAUGGUGCAAUGCAUGAUGAAACUUCUAUUACUAAUAUACAGUUCCUUCCGUGAUUCCACUUGACCUUUGGGGCAAUAAGCACCGAAAACCGCAUCAGAAUAACUUCAGAUUUAAGAUUUCCUUUGGUUACAGCAUCCCCUGCAUUGACGAACGGAGGUACGAAGGUGAUAGAAUUGAUUUCGCAAUGGAUUACUCGAUUCAAUACAUCUGCACAAGCCCUCACUUGUUACGUUGACUAGAUCCUCAAUCUUUAUUAAUUGUCAAGGUCUUGUGAGUGUAACUAAAAGCAGCGGCAUAAAGAUAAACUGCAGCAACUCGCCACAGAUACCCAUUAGAAGCACGAUUAUACUAAAAUGCAGUUGCGUGGGUGCCCAAACAACACCUGCGGCCGAUCCACUGUUUGUUAAUAUUUCCUUUGACUUAGAAUUCACGAAUAUCAAUCUUACAGCUUCUU
Molecule: messenger RNA, 5829 nt
Organism: Bactrocera dorsalis (oriental fruit fly)
Lineage: Eukaryota; Metazoa; Arthropoda; Insecta; Diptera; Tephritidae
Product: M-phase inducer phosphatase
Exons: 2
Coding region: 724-2415 (563 amino acids)
Biological process (GO): positive regulation of G2/M transition of mitotic cell cycle; positive regulation of G2/MI transition of meiotic cell cycle; protein dephosphorylation
Cellular component (GO): cytoplasm; nucleus
Molecular function (GO): protein tyrosine phosphatase activity
Source: RefSeq, a predicted model, not a curated record